This is a messenger RNA of Lacerta agilis (Sand lizard), 885 nucleotides long. RefSeq names its product chromosome 13 C15orf40 homolog (gene C13H15orf40). NCBI's taxonomy places the organism in Eukaryota, Metazoa, Chordata, Lepidosauria, Squamata, Lacertidae. Gene Ontology annotation, cellular component: cytoplasm. The coding region runs from base 14 to 487 and encodes 157 amino acids. The record is from RefSeq and is a predicted model, not a curated record. The transcript is spliced from 4 exons.
CUGAUGUGCGUGGAUGGCUGGGUUGGCCCUUCUCGCUUCCCGUCGGGGUUCGCGGUCGCGGAAUCUUCCCUGGGCUGCUGCGGCCGGUGGGCUGAGGGGAUACGGAGGCGGCGGCGGCGGCGGCGUCAUGCCUAAGAAGGGGAAAGCACAGAGUAAGGAUAUAGCAAAGUCUUCGGUUCCUUCAGGCCCUGUGGCAACAGAUAAAAGUGGCUCUGUUACCAUCUCUGUCCAUGCCAAACCUGGCUCCAAACAAAAUGCUGUAACAGAUGUGACAACAGAUGCAGUCGGUGUGGCCAUUGCUGCUCCUCCAUCCGAAGGGGAGGCCAAUGCAGAGCUAUGUCGCUACCUCUCUAAGGUCCUCGAGGUUAAGAAGAGCGAGGUUGUGUUGGAGAAGGGAGGCAAAUCUCGAGAAAAAGUAGUGAAGAUUUUGGCACCAGUGACUCCGGAUGAAGUUUUAGAGAAGCUGAGAAAAGAAGCUGCCAGCUGAGACAUUUCCAAAGCAAUAAAUGAGAAAAGUUGUCUCAGCAGGUCGUUUUGCUGAAGGUGAAGGACAAAGAAGGUUAUACACAGGAGAGCACAUUUUAAAAGGUGGCAGAGAUACCCAACGUGCAUCUGUAGACAACCGCAAAGAUGAAUUUAAGAGAGAUCACAAGGUGUGGAUACGCUAAUUUCAUAACACAAGGUACAAAAGCUAAUGUUAUUUGAGAGAGCUUCAGGACUCCAAUACUUCAUUAAUUGGAAAAGAUGAAUAUUGUGGUAUAACCGAUAUUAUUUUAUUGCCAUAAUUUAUAUUCUGCUUAAUUGACGUAAACCUCCUAAGUGGCUUACAUCGGACAAUAGCAACUAUUCAUUAAAAUCUCCAGUAAAAACAAAUGUUAAAAACCA